Nilaparvata lugens (brown planthopper) is the source of this 1835-nucleotide messenger RNA. Its product is annotated as gustatory receptor for sugar taste 64f-like. Gene Ontology annotation, molecular function: sweet taste receptor activity. The coding region runs from base 507 to 1835 and encodes 442 amino acids. The transcript is spliced from 8 exons. NCBI's taxonomy places the organism in Eukaryota, Metazoa, Arthropoda, Insecta, Hemiptera, Delphacidae. Gene Ontology annotation, biological process: detection of chemical stimulus involved in sensory perception of taste; sensory perception of sweet taste. The record is from RefSeq and is a predicted model, not a curated record. Gene Ontology annotation, cellular component: membrane.
UUUCUACUAUUUUUGAACUUGUUCAAGAGGGUUUUUAAAAAAUCUUAAGAAGGUAUUUCACAUUUCAAAAAUGGAUCACAUUUACAGUAUGGUAAACUUCAUUCUCAGUCUAAAAAUUCUAAACGGUACUAUGAUAGAACAAACUCUUGAACUGGAAUGAUACGGUAAGGAAACAAUUCAGGCAGGGCUGAGAGUUGGAGAUUAUUGGCGUUACCGUAAUGAAAAAAAUUCUUAUCACUUUUAUAGCUGUAUUAUUUUAAAGGCUUCAGAAUAUUGAUUGGUUAGUAUUCUCUACGUAAUUCAUAUUAACGAAAGGUGUGUACUAAAAUUGUGAAAGCACUUUCUAUGAAUGAAAACAGAUUUAAUAAUUAACACUUGAAUGAGAUUUUUUCAAAUUGUAACACAAAUCGUCUAAAUUGGAUAGUUAUUAGUGGUUUUUUCAUAAUAAAAUAUGUUUUUCAUUUAUGAAAUAAAAUAAUAGACCGAACUAGCGAAAAUCUUGAUAUAUGAGCAUGUUCAACAAGAACCCAAGGAACGUGCAAGAUGUUUCAAGGAGGCUCAACCAAGUUAUGGGACCAAAAAUCACUGAGGACCAUCAUUCGGCACAUCUACUGCUGGCAAAUACUCCACCAGAUGGAGGCUAUGUUUUGGACAUUGACCGUCACGAUUACGACGCAGACUUGAACAAAGGACCGCACACUCCUGAUGAGCUGCAUGUGGCAUUGAGGCCAGUUCUAGUGCUUGCUCAGUGCUUUGCUCUCAUGCCACUCUAUGGCGUCAGUUCGCCACAUCCAAAACAUCUCAGAUUUCAAUGGUUCAGCAUACGUGUUUUAUAUACAUGUGCCUUGGUUGUGGGUUCAAUUACAAUUGUAAUCCUCUCUAUUAUAAGGACCGUUAACAAUGGCAUCUCAUUUCUUAGCACAGUGGACUUUGUAUUCUUCGGCAGUUCGGCUAUAGUGGCGCUGCUAUUCCUGAAGCUGGCGACUGAAUGGAAGCAGUUGGUUGAUGAGUGGGGUCCAGCCGAACGCAAAAUUAUACGCAUCUAUGGACCACUGAAAAAACUUCCCAAUCAAAUGCGUACGAUGGCUUACACUGUCAUGGCUCUUGCUUUUGCCGAACACGUGACAGCGACGGCGACACACGUGGCGAACGCACUGCCGUGCACAGGUGGCGAAUGGAACUGGCGACUGGCAGAGGCUUACUACCACUUUGCAUUCCGCCAGGUGUUCUCGCAAACCGAAGUGUCGCUGUGGAUCGCCGCGCCCCUCUCGGUUCUCAACCUGCUCGUCACAUGCGCGUGGAACUUCAUGGACCUCUUCAUCAUGGUGCUGUCUGUCGCGCUCGCCGCGCGCUUCAAGCAGAUCAACGACAAACUAGAAUCCGUCAAAGGAAAGGUGAUGCCUCGUUGGUUCUGGCGACAGACGAGAGAAUCGUACAACACGCUGUCUUGCCUCACCAAACGCCUCGACGAGACUCUCUCGCUCAUUGUUCUCCUCUCUUUUGCCAACAAUCUCUACUUCAUUUGUCUGCAGCUACUCAAUAGCCUCAAGCCGUUGAGAAAUCUGUGGCAGGCGAUAUACUUUGUCUUCUCAUUCGGCUACCUGGUGCUGCGAACCGCCACUGUUUCGCUUUUCGCAGCGCACAUCUUCGAUGAGAGCAAGCGUCCUGUCUCGGUGCUAUUCUCUGUACCAUCCGAAUGCUAUUGCACUGAGGUGCAGCGAUUCCUGACUCAAGUGACUUCGGACAACCUUGCACUUACAGGCUGUCGAUUCUUUUCUGUAACGCGCACCCUCAUGUUAACGGUUAGUAUACCAUCAAUUAACAGUAACCAGUAA